UAAGAUGCCUCAGAAGGGGGCGGGCUGUGAGCGGAAUCUCAGCGAGCCUCAGUCUCUGCUGCAUCCCCUUGCCUAUCGCCAUGGCCGCCUACAAGCUGGUCCUCAUCCGGCACGGCGAGAGCGCCUGGAACCUGGAGAACCGCUUCAGCGGCUGGUACGAUGCCGACCUGAGCCCGGCGGGCCACGAGGAGGCGAAGCGCGGCGGACAGGCGUUGCGAGAUGCUGGCUAUGAAUUCGACGUCUGCUUCACCUCCGUGCAGAAGAGAGCAAUCCGGACCCUCUGGACAGUCCUGGAUGCCAUUGACCAGAUGUGGCUGCCAGUAGUCAGGACCUGGCGCCUCAAUGAGCGACACUAUGGGGGUCUGACUGGUCUCAAUAAAGCAGAAACUGCUGCUAAGCAUGGUGAGGCACAGGUAAAGAUCUGGAGGCGAUCUUACGAUGUCCCACCACCGCCAAUGGAGCCUGACCAUCCCUUCUACAGCAACAUCAGUAAGGAUCGCAGGUACGCAGACCUUACUGAGGACCAGCUACCGUCCUGUGAGAGCCUGAAGGACACUAUUGCCAGAGCACUGCCCUUCUGGAAUGAAGAGAUUGUCCCCCAGAUCAAAGAGGGGAAGAGAGUCCUGAUUGCAGCCCAUGGCAACAGCCUUCGGGGGAUCGUCAAGCAUCUGGAGGGUCUCUCAGAAGAGGCCAUCAUGGAGCUGAACCUGCCAACUGGCAUCCCCAUUGUCUAUGAGUUGGACAAGAACUUGAAGCCCGUUAAACCCAUGCAGUUCCUGGGAGAUGAAGAGACGGUGCGGAAAGCCAUGGACGCUGUGGCCGCGCAGGGCAAGGCCAAGAAGUGAAGGCGCGCAGAUAGACUUCUGCCCCGAGACCCUCCUCCCUGCCUGUCUGCCUCCUGCGCCCUUCCCAGCACCCGUCACUGACUCCAUGUUUAGGAUCUUAAGUUUAAGUUGUAGCUGCAGAUGGGGACCCGUGGCUCCCAUUUUGUUUUAGUAUUUUAUCCCCUGCACCCACUCCCUUCAUAGAAUCUAGUCAGAGUAACACCUCUAGGGUGCAGGUUCUUGGUCCACAUCCAGGGAUGGCUCCCUUCUAGGAGAAUUGAGAGGUAGUAAUUACAGUUUUCUUAGUCCUUUGUUUACAAGGGUCUGCUUUAGGAGGUCAGGGAGGAACCAUGCUGUGGCCUGACCAGUGAGAAGCCUGUCCUGCACUCUUCUGCAGUUAGGUAACUGGGGGCUUUAGUCAUUCCAGUGGAAGGUGAAAGUAGCCUGCAUUUAAAAAAUGAACUACCUUCCUCUCUGAACCUAAAGGAGCUGCUGGCCCCCGAAGGUUGGGAUCAAUCCUGUCAAGUCUAUGUGUUACAUUUACUUUUACAAAAACAGAAGUACAUAUAUAUUUAUCAGUACACAAAAACCCCUCUGAGGUUUCUAGUGGUGAUUGAAAUAGUCUAUGUGGUCACCAGAAAAUAAGCCAUUCCUCAUAUCAAGUGGGAUAAACUCCUUGUCCUCAAGGGACAGGAGUGUCUCUUACUGUGUGUUAGGACCCCUCUGCCUUGUCUUGUAGAGGUGAAGUGCCCCUUGAUCAUGUCCAGGGUUUUGUCUUUCGUUGUCUGAAUCAUGUUCCAGCUGCUUGACCCUACCGUGUGGGUCCAGAACUUGUUUUGGGCAUACUAAAUCUUCUUUUCCAGAUCAGUAUAAUAAAGGAGUGAUGUGCAAAAAACAAAAAAACAAA
Molecule: messenger RNA, 1731 nt
Organism: Alexandromys fortis (reed vole)
Lineage: Eukaryota; Metazoa; Chordata; Mammalia; Rodentia; Cricetidae
Product: phosphoglycerate mutase 1-like
Exons: 1
Coding region: 81-845 (254 amino acids)
Biological process (GO): glycolytic process
Molecular function (GO): intramolecular phosphotransferase activity
Source: RefSeq, a predicted model, not a curated record